UUUUACAUUUGCACCUCCUGAGUCCUGACCUUGAAAAUGGAUUUCAAAUCAUCCACUGGUAUAAAGUGCUCUCGCCAUUCAUAACCUUCUCAGUUUCACAGUUUUUCAAAUUUCAAAAAAAAAAAAAAAAAAAAAAAAAAGAAUUUUCGUGGUUCUUGGAUCCGAAAGAUCUUCUUGCCUUUUAGGGUUCGGAUCCUCCGAUCCGCUUUGUCUCUCCUCAUUAUCACUCUCUUGCUCUCUCUCUCUCUCUCUCUCUCUCUCUCUCAGAUCCUUCGAAGUCCUCGGCGUAUCUACUCGGUUGAAUCGGAGCUAAUGAAGUUCUGAUUGUUUGCGCGCUUCUCGAGUUUCCUUUGUGUAAUGGAUUCAGAUAAUGUAGUGUUGACUGAUGGGUAUGAGGUGGCCCAUCAAAAUGGUGCUUAUGAGCAAACUCCCGCCACUGUAGAAGAUUUUGUUAUUUCAGACAAUGUUAAUGUGCCUUCCAUUAAAAGUAAUGAGACUGCAGUGCCAAAUGGGAAUGCAAAAGUUGUUGCCCAUUUGGAUGAUGGUAUAGCCAAGAACUCAUCUUCUGAGGAAGUGAAAGAGGAAUCAAUUAACUCCAUUGCCAGCAAUGGUCUGACUGUUGCAAAGGAAGGGGAAGCAAAAGUCUCUGAUCAAUCGAAGCAGCCCAAAUCACAAAAGGGUUUAGGUACGAGCAAGAAUGGGAAACCCUCUAGCACCAAAAAUGAUUUGGGAAGUUCGUUGAAGAAGAACAAAGAUGGAAAGGCGGUGGAGGCAAUAUCUACUAUUCCAAACGGUUCUGUUGCUUCAAAUUCACAGCCAAGAAAAACAAUUAAAAGCAAAUCAUUUAAUGACCGAAAGCAACCUGUGAAGCCUGAGGCAGCAGCGACCGAGGGAAAUACGGAUAAACUGAAGCUGAAGCCUUUGAAGAAAGAACCUGUUAAUAAAGCUGAAGUGGAGGCUGAUACAAAAUCUUCUUCAAGUCCUACAGCAGGAGAGGCCAAACCUCCUAGGGUGGCUAUGCUUCCAAAUUAUGGUUUCAGUUUUAAGUGUGAUGAACGAGCUGAAAAGAGGAGAGAGUUUUACACUAAACUGGGGGAGAAGAUUCAUGCAAAGGAAAUGGAGCAGACUAAUUUGCAAGCGAAGUCCAAGGAAACUCAAGAAGCAGAAAUUAAGUUGCUGAGAAAGAGUUUGGCCUUUAAAGCAACUCCAAUGCCAAGCUUCUAUCAGGAGCCUCCACCGCCUAAGGUGGAGUUAAAGAAAAUACCAACAACAAGGGCUAAAUCUCCUAAGCUCGGACGCAGAAAGAGCUUACCUCCCACGGAAUCUGAAGGAAGUAGUAACCCCACCAACCAAUCCGGCAGGCUAAGUCUUGACGAGAAAGUUUCCAAGAAUUCCGCAAAAGGACCUGCUGUGCAACCAAGGAAGCCAGAACGCAAGUCUCUUCCCACCCUACCAUCUGAAAAGGCCUCUUUAGCUAAUGCAACAAAGGGGCGCAAAACAACUUCUUCCAAGGCAACAAAUGAAGAAAAACCCAGCUUGUCGAAUGCAAAUCAAGAGCAGCCAGUCGUAUCAGAUGGAACAAAUGAAGAGAAGAAGACAUCCAACGCAAACAGCGAAAAUGGAUCCUGCACACAAGAGGAGGUGGUUCCCAAAGCUGAGCCAAGUGAAGCUCAGACCAACACAGAUGAUGAUAAGCCAGUGAUUGAAGAGCAUACUCAACCCACCCUGGUUCAAGAACCGAUAGCAUAGGAGCUUUGAGCAAAAAACCGAGGACAAAUUUGAUGCAGAAAUACAAAGCUUUGAAUGGCUCCUGUAAUGGAAAUAAGAAGGGAAAGAAACUGCAAUUAUUGGAAGAACAAGGCAUGAAGAAAUUUGCUUUAUGGUUUGUGAUGUAAUCUUGUCCAUAGUCAGCAGCAUUGGUUAUUUUGUUUGAUUGCUCUCAUGGUUGCUGGUCUUGUCAUUGGUAUUCUGCAUUCUAGUUUGCAGCAUCGUAUGUAACUAUUUGCAAGGUUGUGAUCUAAUUUAUAUGUUGUCUUAGUCUCUGCCUUGGCUGCCGGAAUAUCGAAAAUAUUGGGAAAUUUUGGUAAAAUCUCAGUAGAUAUAGUUCGUGAUUGGAAGUAUUCUAAGCGUAUUCUGUUGAACAACUGGGAAUUGUUAGUCAAUGAAGGCUGAUUUUGUGUUGUGGACA
Messenger RNA from Morus notabilis, 2188 nucleotides. RefSeq names its product protein WVD2-like 5. Bases 358 to 1749 code for a protein of 463 amino acids. Lineage: Eukaryota; Viridiplantae; Streptophyta; Magnoliopsida; Rosales; Moraceae. The transcript has 9 exons. The record is from RefSeq and is a predicted model, not a curated record. Gene Ontology annotation, molecular function: microtubule binding.